This is a messenger RNA of Papilio polytes (common Mormon), 1890 nucleotides long. Its product is annotated as dopamine D2-like receptor. Gene Ontology annotation, biological process: adenylate cyclase-activating adrenergic receptor signaling pathway. The record is from RefSeq and is a predicted model, not a curated record. The transcript has 9 exons. Lineage: Eukaryota; Metazoa; Arthropoda; Insecta; Lepidoptera; Papilionidae. Gene Ontology annotation, molecular function: G protein-coupled receptor activity; dopamine neurotransmitter receptor activity, coupled via Gi/Go. The coding region runs from base 101 to 1825 and encodes 574 amino acids. Gene Ontology annotation, cellular component: membrane.
GAUAAAGUCAAUAAGGAAAUAGUUCGCAGUAAUGACUGUGGCGGGAGAAAUCGAAAAUCCGUUCCAGUUACUACACAGGCCAAACAAAUAAUGUAAAACUAUGGACGCAACUUCCAGUCUUAACACACAAGAAAUAAAGAUGGAUAUCCCGAAGCUUAGCUUUUGUCAAAACAAAUGCCAGAAUGUAUCGAGGAUAACGACUAUCGUUUUCAAACCACCAGAUCCGGACUCGGUAAAUCGAACGUUUAUCGAAAGAAGUGAAAACGAAACGAACUUACGAUCGAUUUUCGAUAACGAUAUUAACUCUAGUGAUUAUUAUAACAUUGAAAGAACGUUGAACGGGGAUUUUUCUAAUUUUAGUAUCGAUAAUGUGACUUGUAGUGAUGUGCAUGGAUAUAAUCUGUGGGCGUUGUCAUUGUUGGUGUUUCCGGUGCUGACAUUGUUUGGUAAUGUGUUGGUGAUACUGAGCGUAGCGCGGGAGAGAAGUUUGAAGACGGCAACUAACUACUUCAUAGUAAGCUUGGCUGUCGCCGACCUUUUAGUGGCAGUCGUUGUUAUGCCAUUCGGAGUAUACUAUUUGUUCAACGGGUCCUGGGGCCUGCCUGCCUUCGUAUGUGACAGUUACAUCGCGAUGGACGUCACCUGCUCCACCUCCAGCAUCUUCAACUUAGUCGCCAUAUCUGUAGACAGAUACAUCGCCGUAACUCAGCCUAUCAAAUAUGCGAAGCACAAGAGCAGCGCUCGCGUGUGGCUCAUGAUAGGAGUCGCGUGGUUGGUGUCCGGCGCGAUCGGAGCACCCGUCGUACUCGGCCUCAAUGAUGCCCCCGACCGAAGCCCUAACGCCUGCCUCUUCAAUAACACUGAUUACGUUAUCUACUCAUCCCUCGGCUCAUUCUACAUACCUUGCAUUAUUAUGAUGUUUCUCUAUUACAAUAUUUUUAAGGCGAUACGAAAAAGAGCAAAGAAGCAACGUAUAGGUAAGCAGACUUCAUCGGCAGUAGGCUCUACAGUUUCUAGUGGGACAGCUGCGGUCGUCGUUCACAAUGUAAAGGAUGUAGCGCGGCGUACUGACAGCGGCGUGCAAGAUGACAAACCCACUAAUACUGGUUCAGGAAGCAACGAGGACGAAGAAGAUGAAAAGUCAUUUUCUUCUAGCUUUGACAGAACUGAGAUGGGAGUAUUCGCAGAUGAACUUGCUAAUACAAGAUCUACGAGGUUCAUGCUAGCUGCUGUUGUGGAAGAGACCGGUCUGAUAAUGGCAAAUUUAGCAUCACCAAUUCCAAUGAUGGAUCCAAACACGAACAACGAUUCUGGAUAUGUGACGUCAAAUAUAGAUGGAGAGAAGGAGCACACUCCUCCUCCAUCACCGAGCAAUAGAGCACAGGCAAAUAAAGAAGGAAACAGUUCGGUGUCUAAGAAACCGGAUUUAAAAAAGAAGUUAAGUCGUCUCAGCAAUAGUGCGAUGAUCAGCACUCCAAGAAGAAGAUUCAAGAGCGCGGCUUCCGCAGCGCGCUUCUCCAUGUUCCGAGCUAACAGGGCGGGGAAGUUACGAGCCAAGUCUUUUGCCAAAAAAGAGAAAAAGGCUACACAAACUCUGGCGAUUGUUUUAGGUGUGUUCCUUUUCUGUUGGGCGCCGUUCUUCACGUGUUCAGUUCUAGAUGCUCUUUGCACCAAGUUUGGGCUCUCCUACUCUCCAGGAGUGACCGUCUUCAUCUUCACCACGUGGCUUGGUUACAUCAACUCAUUCCUCAACCCCGUCAUUUACACCAUCUUCAACCCUGAGUUCCGUAAGGCGUUCAGAAAGAUUCUCCACUUCGGCACAUAGCAAACAGACUUUUAUCUUGUGUAUACUUAAUUUUUUAUCCCAGCAGGUCCUACUGUAACUUGUCC